Messenger RNA from Dipodomys ordii (Ord's kangaroo rat), 1002 nucleotides. It is a transcript of the gene Dcdc2b, whose product is annotated as doublecortin domain containing 2B. The coding region runs from base 1 to 1002 and encodes 333 amino acids. NCBI's taxonomy places the organism in Eukaryota, Metazoa, Chordata, Mammalia, Rodentia, Heteromyidae. Gene Ontology annotation, cellular component: microtubule organizing center; microtubule. Gene Ontology annotation, biological process: intracellular signal transduction. The transcript has 9 exons. The record is from RefSeq and is a predicted model, not a curated record.
AUGGCGAGUAGCAGGCCAACGGCCAAAAGAGUAGUAGUGUACAGAAAUGGGGACCCUUUCACCCCAGGCCACCAGCUGGUGGUGACUCAACGCCGCUACCCCACCAUGGAGGCCUUCCUAUAUGAUGUAACAUCAGCCGUACAAGCCCCACUGGCUGUACGUGCCCUCUACACGCCUUGUCACGGCCACCCUGUCACCGACCUGGCAGACCUACAGAAUGGAGGACAAUAUGUGGCUGCUGGCUUUGAACGAUUCCACAAGCUCCCCUACUUACCCCCGGGAGGGAAGAAGCCAGGUGGAAAGACCGGCAGACCACAAGACCCUCCCAGGACUUGCUACCAGUGUGAUGGGGCCCUUGGACAAUGGCUUCCUGCAGGUGCCCCCUGCUAUAUCCAUGUGUUCAGGAAUGGGGACCUGCUAAGUCCCCCAUUUAGUCUGAAGUUGUCUCAGGCUGCCAUUGAGGAAUGGGCAACUGUGUUGAAGCUCCUGACUGAGAAAGUCAAGUUGCAGACUGGGGCUGUACACAAACUCUACACACUGGAGGGGGUCCCGCUGUCUGCAGGGAUGGCUCUUGUGAAUGGCCAUUACUAUGUAGCUGUGGGAGAGGAUGAAUUCAAGGCCCUGCCUUAUCUGGAGCUGCUGGUGCCCAGCCCCUCCCUGCCCAGGGGCUGCUGGUAUCCUCUGAACCCAAAGUAUGGGCCCCACAGGCGGGAGGGCAACAGGGCACCUGACACCCUGCACUCUCCAGAGGAAGCAGCAGGACAAACUGAGCCCUCUGCUUUCUAUGCCAGACCCCAGCAGGCUAUUCAGUCAAGAAACAUUCUUCCUACUCCCUCAUUUCCAUCAGGAGUGAAGGGAGUGUACAGGGCUCCUCACCCAAGGAAGGAGACAGCAGGGGCCCAGGAAGUUGCAGAUGAUAAAGACACUUGGCCGGAGGAGCCUUUAGAUCAGAAGGCAGCACAAACAGUAGAAGAAGCCCUGUCCUUGGAACACCAGUCUUAG